Molecule: messenger RNA, 15273 nt
Organism: Homo sapiens (human)
Lineage: Eukaryota; Metazoa; Chordata; Mammalia; Primates; Hominidae
Gene: ASH1L
Product: ASH1 like histone lysine methyltransferase
Exons: 28
Coding region: 3987-12881 (2964 amino acids)
Biological process (GO): chromatin remodeling
Cellular component (GO): nucleus; chromosome; bicellular tight junction
Molecular function (GO): DNA binding; histone H3K4 methyltransferase activity; histone H3K9 methyltransferase activity
Source: RefSeq, a predicted model, not a curated record
UACUUUGUUUUUAUACAAUGUAUAUGUCCUAUUAAUAUAAUUAGUAAUUUCCUUUUUAAAAAACAUAUGGUUAGUAAUUUUCUAAAGAGUUUACUUAAUGCUGUAAUGAUUUGUGCAAAAGUAUUUAAUGCUGUAGGUACAGUGUUACUUUCCUUUGAAUUUGGACCAGACUGUCCCACAUUGUUCCAGAGAUUUGAAAACAUAAAUCCCAAAAUUGCAUGUGAGAUGAAUAUUGAGUUUGCCUGUUUGAGUGAAGAGAUUCUAGCAAUCUUAGGUCUGUGUUUUUCCUUGGAAAUGUAUUUUAAGUUGAAUAUAUUGUAGUAGAAACCAAAAUAAGUUGUGUUACAACAUGGCAUCCUUGCCCCUGGAUGGAAAACCUAGAUUGUUUAGAUAUUUUUCCAAAAGCUGAAAGAAUGAUAUUCUCAAUGAACAUUGCUUUGAAAGUUCAAAAAACAGCAUUCUGGCAGCUGCUGUAGGGACUGUUUUUCAAGCAGUUUACAUUCAGCAGAUAAAAAGCACUCUGUUGUGAAAUAUCUUCAGAAUUUGGGUUUAUCUUGACUAGAAACUCUUAAAUUUGGUAUGUGGGGUUUGCCAAUCAUGAUUUUCCAGUUUUACUACCUAAAUGGAUUCUCAAAAUAUGCCUGUAAGCAUACUGUUCGUUUUUCUCCUUGAUCAUGUUAGGGAAAUGUAGUAUUUCUCUCUUCUCAUAUACAUUUUUAGGGGGGGAAAUAAAUGUUUUCAAAUCUCUUUUCAGUUUAUUGGUACUCUGCUAUUUAUGUAAUAAUAUGUGUCACUUGGAUUAAGUUUUAUAAUUUUUUUUCAUUUUUAAAAUGAGAAUCAUGUUUCUGUCAGACCUUUCUCUGUAAUGUUUUGAAAGGGAAUUAAGUGCAGAUAAAAAAUGAAUUCUUUGCUUGAACCCGGGAGGCGGAGGUUGCAGUGAGCCGAGAUCACGCCACUGCACUCCAGCCUGGGUGACAGGGAGACUCUGUUUCAAAAAAAAAAAGAAUUCUUUGGAAAAAUGCUGAAAUUCUUCAUUUAUACAUAUAAAUUUUGCAGUUAUACAUAUUAAGACAUGGAAUUCUUUCAUUACAAAAAUUGUAAUGGGAAAAUUUAAAAUGUAUGCAUUUGUGAGUAAUGAAUAUAAAAGCAAUUCUUUUUUUUUUUUUCCAAAUUGUAAAAUGUUGUGGGUUUUUUGUUACAUCUGUUUUUUGAGAUGGGGGUCUCUCUUUAUUGCCCAGACUGGAGUGCAGUGGCACGAUUCUAGCUCACUCCAGUGUUGAACACUUGGGCUCAAGUGAUCUUCUCAUCUCAGCCUCCAGAGUAACUAGGCCUACAGGUGUGUCCCACCACACCCAGCUAAUUUUUUAAUAUUGAUUGAUUGAUUGAGACAGAGUGUCACUCUGUUGGCCAGGCUGGAGUGCCUCUGGAGUAGCUAGGACUACAAGUGUGUCCCACCAUACCCAGCUUAUUGUUUGAUUGCCCGGGCUAGAGUACAGUGCUGUGAUCAUGGCUCACUGCAGCCUCGACCUCCUAGACUCAGGUGAUCCUCCCACCUCAGCCUCCUGGGUAGCUGGGACGAUAGGCACGUGCCACCAUGCCCAGCUAAUUUUUUUGAUUUUUUUUUUUCCUUCCCGAGACAGAGUCUUGGUCUGUCACCCAGGCUGGAGUGCAGUGGCACAGUCUUGGCUCACUGCAACCUCCACCUCCUGUGUUCAAACAGUUCUCCUGCCUCAACCUCCUGAGUAGCUGAGAUUACAGGAGCGUGCCACCAUGCCCAGCUAAUUUUUGUAUUUUUUUUUUUUUUUAGUAGAGACGGGGUUUCACCAUGUUGGCCAGGCUGGUCUCAAACUCCUGACCUCAAGUGAUCUGCCUGCCUUGGCCUCCCAAAGUGCUGGGAUUACAGGCGUGAGCCACUGAGCCCGGCCUAGAAAGGGGACAAUUUGAAGCUCGUAAAAUAUAACCCACAUAAGUCAGGGAAUUAAUUCUACAAAUAUUUAUUGAACACCUACUAUAUGCCAGCUAGUGUUCUACGUGCUGGGAUAUAGCAGUGAACCAAACUGAUAAGUCUAUUUCCUGGUAGAGUUCAAAUUUCAAUGGAAAGAUGUACACAACAAAUAUAUAGUACACCAGGUGGUAAGAAGAGUAUGAGAAUAAAAUAGGAUACUGAAUGUGAGUAGAGGGUGGUGGGGGGAUAGGUGUUUUUUUUAGGAAAUGCUUCUUCUGUAAAAUUACGUUUAGACAAAGAUACGAAGGAAGUGAAAGAGCAAGAUAUGCAAUUAUCUGGGGAAAGGGUGUUCUGUCAAGCGGAAUGGUAAGUGCAAAGGUCCCAAGGUAAAGAGUAUUUUUGUUGUGUUUGAGAAACAGAAGGGAAACUUCUUUUUUUUUUAUUUUUUUUAUUUUUUUUUGAGACAGAGUCUUGCUCUGUUACCUAGGCUGGAGUGCAGUGGCGCAAUCUCGGCUCACUGCAAUCUCCACCAGAAGGGAAACUUUUGUACCUCCUUCUUGGAACUAAGUGAGGAGACUGGUAGGCGAUGGAAGAGAGGUAGAGAGGACUUUAGGACAAAUUAAAUUGGAUCUUUAGACCAUUUAAAAAAUUUUGGCUUCUGCUUUGAGGGAGAUAGGAAGCCUACGAAAGGGUUUUGAGCAGAGGAGUGACAUGAUCUGAAUCAGGCUUUGAAAGGAUCACCCUGCAACUGAAUUGAGAAGACUGGAAGAGAUAUGAGGGUUGAAGCAAGGAACCAGUUAGAAGCAUGUUGCAUUUUGCAAGCUAUGCAUCUGACAAAGGUCUAAUGUCAGCAUCUGUAAGGAACUUAAGCAAAUCUAUGAGAAAAAAAAUGAUUAAAAAGUGGGUAAAGGACAUGAACAGACACUUCUCAAAAGAAGACAUACAUGCAGCCAACAAUCAUGAGGAAAAGCUCAACAUCACUGAUCAUUCAAGAAAUGCAAAUCAAAACCACAGUGAGACCAUCUCACAUCAUUCAGAAUGGCUAUUAAAAAGUCAAAAAAAAAAAAAAAAAGAUGCUGGCAAGGUUGCAGAGAGAAAGGAGUGCUUAUACACUAUUGGUGGGAGUGUAAAUUAGUUAAGCCAUUGUGGAAGACUGUGGUCAUCCCUCAAAGACCUAAAAACAGAAAUAACAUUUGACUCAGCAGUCCCGUUACUGGGUAUAUACCCAAAGGAAUAUAAAUCAUAAAGACAGAUGCAUGCGUAUCUUCAUUGCAGCACUAUUCACAAUAGCAAAGACAUGGGAUUAACCUAAAUGCCCACCAAUGGUAGACUGGAUAAAGAAAAUGUAGUACAUAUACAUCAUGAAAUGCUAUGGAGCCACAAAAAAAAAAUGAGAUCAUGUACUUGGCAGGAUCAUGGAUGGAGUGGAGGCCAUUAUCUUUGGCAAACUAGUGCAGGAACAGAAAAUCAAAUACUGUAUGUUCUCACAUAUAAAUGGGAGCUAAAUGAUGACAACACAUGGACACAUAGAGGGGAACAACACACACUGGGGCUUAUUGGAGGGUGGAGGGUGGGAAGAGGGAGAGAAUCAGGAAAAAUAACUAAUGGGUACUAGGCUUAAUACCUGGGUGAUGAAAUAAACCCCCAUGACACAAGUUUACCCACGUAACAAACCUGCACAUGUACCCCUGAACUUAGAAUAAAAGUUAAAUAUAUUAAAAAAUCAAUAAAUCAAUGGACUUUGAGUUAAGCAGAUCACCCUCCAUAAUGUUGGGGAGGAACUUCAUCUACUCAACUGAAGGCAUUAACAGAACAAAAGAUUGACCUCUCCUCAGUAAGAGGCAAGUCUGCCAGCAGAAUGAAAACAUUGGGUCUUCCUGGGUCUUCAGCCUGCCACUGACCCACCCUGCAGAUUUUGGGACUGGCCAGCUUCCAUAAUCAUAGAAAGAUGCUGGUUUCGAGUUUUGGAGAUCCUUGUUUUUUAUGGAACACAGUUCUGUAAAAUUUUCAUAAGAUUCCUUGGCAAUAACAUACGCUUGUGAUGGACCCUAGAAAUACUGCUAUGUUAGGAUUGGGUUCUGAUUCCGAAGGUUUUUCAAGAAAGAGUCCUUCUGCCAUCAGUACUGGCACAUUGGUCAGUAAGAGAGAAGUAGAGCUAGAAAAAAACACAAAGGAGGAAGAGGACCUUCGCAAACGGAAUCGAGAAAGAAACAUCGAAGCUGGGAAAGAUGAUGGUUUGACUGAUGCACAGCAACAGUUUUCAGUGAAAGAAACAAACUUUUCAGAGGGAAAUUUAAAAUUGAAAAUUGGCCUCCAGGCUAAGAGAACUAAAAAACCUCCAAAGAACUUGGAGAACUAUGUAUGUCGACCUGCCAUAAAAACAACUAUUAAGCACCCAAGGAAAGCACUUAAAAGUGGAAAGAUGACGGAUGAAAAGAAUGAACACUGUCCUUCAAAACGAGACCCUUCAAAGUUGUACAAGAAAGCAGAUGAUGUUGCAGCCAUUGAAUGCCAGUCUGAAGAAGUCAUCCGUCUUCAUUCACAGGGAGAAAACAAUCCUUUGUCUAAGAAGCUGUCUCCAGUACACUCAGAAAUGGCAGAUUAUAUUAAUGCAACGCCAUCUACUCUUCUUGGUAGCCGGGAUCCUGAUUUAAAGGACAGAGCAUUACUUAAUGGAGGAACUAGUGUAACAGAAAAGUUGGCACAGCUGAUUGCUACCUGUCCUCCUUCCAAGUCUUCCAAGACAAAACCGAAGAAGUUAGGAACUGGCACUACAGCAGGAUUGGUUAGCAAGGAUUUGAUCAGGAAAGCAGGUGUUGGCUCUGUAGCUGGAAUAAUACAUAAGGACUUAAUAAAAAAGCCAACCAUCAGCACAGCAGUUGGAUUGGUAACUAAAGAUCCUGGGAAAAAGCCAGUGUUUAAUGCAGCAGUAGGAUUGGUCAAUAAGGACUCUGUGAAAAAACUGGGAACUGGCACUACAGCGGUAUUCAUUAAUAAAAACUUAGGCAAAAAGCCAGGAACUAUCACUACAGUAGGACUGCUAAGCAAAGAUUCAGGAAAGAAGCUAGGAAUUGGUAUUGUUCCAGGUUUAGUGCAUAAAGAGUCUGGCAAGAAGUUAGGACUUGGCACUGUGGUUGGACUGGUUAAUAAAGAUUUGGGAAAGAAAUUGGGUUCUACUGUUGGCCUAGUGGCCAAGGACUGUGCAAAGAAGAUUGUAGCAAGUUCAGCAAUGGGAUUGGUUAAUAAGGACAUUGGAAAGAAACUAAUGAGUUGUCCUUUGGCAGGUCUGAUCAGUAAAGAUGCCAUAAACCUUAAAGCCGAAGCACUGCUCCCCACUCAGGAACCGCUUAAGGCUUCUUGUAGUACAAACAUCAAUAAUCAGGAAAGUCAGGAACUUUCUGAAUCCCUGAAAGAUAGUGCCACCAGCAAAACUUUUGAAAAGAAUGUUGUACGGCAGAAUAAAGAAAGCAUAUUGGAAAAGUUCUCAGUACGAAAAGAAAUCAUUAAUUUGGAGAAAGAAAUGUUUAAUGAAGGAACAUGCAUUCAGCAAGACAGUUUCUCAUCCAGUGAAAAGGGAUCUUAUGAAACCUCAAAGCAUGAAAAGCAGCCUCCUGUAUAUUGCACUUCUCCGGACUUUAAAAUGGGAGGUGCUUCUGAUGUAUCUACCGCUAAAUCCCCAUUCAGUGCAGUAGGAGAAAGCAAUCUCCCUUCCCCAUCACCUACUGUAUCUGUUAAUCCUUUAACCAGAAGUCCCCCUGAAACUUCUUCACAGUUGGCUCCUAAUCCAUUACUUUUAAGUUCUACUACAGAACUAAUCGAAGAAAUUUCUGAAUCUGUUGGAAAGAACCAGUUUACUUCUGAAAGUACCCACUUGAACGUUGGUCAUAGGUCAGUUGGUCAUAGUAUAAGUAUUGAAUGUAAAGGGAUUGAUAAAGAGGUAAAUGAUUCAAAAACUACCCAUAUAGAUAUUCCAAGAAUAAGCUCUUCCCUUGGAAAAAAGCCAAGUUUGACUUCUGAAUCCAGCAUUCAUACUAUUACUCCUUCAGUUGUUAACUUCACUAGUUUAUUUAGUAAUAAGCCUUUUUUAAAACUGGGUGCAGUAUCUGCAUCAGACAAACACUGCCAAGUUGCUGAAAGCCUAAGUACUAGUUUGCAGUCCAAACCAUUAAAAAAAAGAAAAGGAAGAAAACCUCGGUGGACUAAAGUGGUGGCAAGAAGCACAUGCCGGUCUCCAAAAGGGCUAGAAUUAGAAAGAUCAGAGCUUUUUAAAAACGUUUCAUGUAGCUCACUAUCAAAUAGUAAUUCUGAGCCAGCCAAGUUUAUGAAAAACAUUGGACCCCCUUCAUUUGUAGAUCAUGACUUCCUUAAACGCCGAUUGCCAAAGUUGAGCAAAUCCACAGCUCCAUCUCUUGCUCUCUUAGCUGAUAGUGAAAAACCAUCUCAUAAGUCUUUUGCUACUCACAAACUAUCCUCCAGUAUGUGUGUCUCUAGUGACCUUUUGUCUGAUAUUUAUAAGCCCAAAAGAGGAAGGCCUAAAUCUAAGGAGAUGCCUCAACUGGAAGGGCCACCUAAAAGGACUUUAAAAAUCCCUGCUUCUAAAGUGUUUUCUUUACAGUCUAAGGAAGAACAAGAACCCCCAAUUUUACAGCCAGAAAUUGAAAUCCCUUCCUUCAAACAAGGUCUGUCUGUGUCUCCUUUUCCAAAAAAGAGAGGCAGGCCUAAGAGGCAAAUGAGGUCACCAGUCAAGAUGAAGCCACCUGUACUGUCAGUGGCUCCAUUUGUUGCCACUGAAAGUCCAAGCAAGCUAGAAUCUGAAAGUGACAACCAUAGAAGUAGCAGUGAUUUCUUUGAGAGCGAGGAUCAACUUCAGGAUCCAGAUGACCUAGAUGACAGUCAUAGGCCAAGUGUCUGUAGUAUGAGUGACCUUGAGAUGGAACCAGAUAAAAAAAUUACCAAGAGAAACAAUGGACAAUUAAUGAAAACAAUUAUCCGCAAAAUAAAUAAAAUGAAGACUUUAAAGAGAAAGAAACUGUUGAAUCAGAUUCUUUCAAGUUCUGUAGAAUCAAGUAAUAAAGGGAAAGUGCAAUCCAAACUCCAUAAUACGGUAUCAAGUCUUGCUGCCACAUUUGGCUCUAAAUUGGGCCAACAGAUAAAUGUCAGCAAGAAAGGAACCAUUUAUAUAGGAAAGAGAAGAGGUCGCAAACCAAAAACUGUCUUAAAUGGUAUUCUUUCUGGUAGUCCUACUAGCCUUGCUGUUCUUGAGCAAACAGCUCAACAGGCAGCUGGGUCAGCAUUAGGACAGAUUCUUCCCCCAUUACUGCCUUCAUCUGCUAGUAGUUCUGAGAUUCUUCCAUCACCUAUUUGCUCUCAGUCUUCUGGGACUAGUGGAGGUCAGAGCCCUGUAAGUAGUGAUGCAGGUUUUGUUGAACCCAGUUCAGUGCCAUAUUUGCAUUUACACUCCAGACAGGGCAGUAUGAUUCAGACUCUUGCAAUGAAGAAGGCCUCAAAGGGGAGGAGGCGGUUAUCUCCUCCUACUUUGUUGCCAAAUUCUCCUUCGCACUUGAGUGAACUCACAUCUCUAAAAGAAGCUACUCCUUCCCCAAUCAGUGAGUCUCAUAGUGAUGAGACCAUUCCCAGUGAUAGUGGAAUUGGAACAGAUAAUAACAGCACAUCAGACAGGGCAGAGAAAUUUUGUGGGCAAAAAAAGAGGAGGCAUUCUUUUGAGCAUGUUUCUCUGAUUCCCCCUGAAACCUCUACAGUGCUAAGCAGUCUUAAAGAAAAACAUAAACACAAAUGUAAGCGCAGGAAUCAUGAUUACCUCAGCUAUGACAAGAUGAAAAGGCAGAAACGAAAACGGAAAAAGAAAUAUCCCCAGCUUCGAAAUAGACAGGAUCCAGACUUUAUUGCAGAGCUGGAGGAACUAAUAAGUCGCCUAAGUGAAAUUCGGAUCACUCAUCGAAGUCAUCAUUUUAUCCCCCGAGAUCUUCUGCCAACUAUCUUUCGAAUCAACUUUAAUAGUUUCUAUACACAUCCUUCUUUCCCCUUAGACCCUUUGCACUACAUUCGAAAACCUGACUUAAAAAAGAAAAGAGGGAGACCCCCUAAGAUGAGGGAGGCAAUGGCUGAAAUGCCUUUUAUGCACAGCCUUAGUUUUCCUCUUUCUAGUACUGGAUUCUAUCCAUCUUAUGGUAUGCCUUACUCUCCUUCACCCCUUACAGCUGCUCCCAUAGGAUUAGGUUACUAUGGAAGGUAUCCUCCCACUCUUUAUCCACCUCCUCCAUCUCCUUCUUUCACCACGCCACUUCCACCUCCUUCCUAUAUGCAUGCUGGUCAUUUACUUCUCAAUCCUGCCAAAUACCAUAAGAAAAAGCAUAAGCUACUUCGACAGGAGGCCUUUCUUACAACCAGCAGGACUCCCCUCCUUUCCAUGAGUACCUACCCCAGUGUUCCUCCUGAGAUGGCCUAUGGUUGGAUGGUUGAGCACAAACACAGGCACCGUCACAAACACAGAGAACACCGUUCUUCUGAACAACCCCAGGUUUCUAUGGACACUGGCUCUUCCCGAUCUGUCCUGGAAUCUUUGAAGCGCUAUAGAUUUGGAAAGGAUGCUGUUGGAGAGCGAUAUAAGCAUAAGGAAAAGCACCGUUGUCACAUGUCCUGCCCUCAUCUCUCUCCUUCAAAAAGCUUAAUAAACAGAGAGGAACAGUGGGUCCACCGAGAGCCUUCAGAAUCUAGUCCAUUGGCCUUGGGAUUGCAGACACCUUUACAGAUUGACUGUUCAGAAAGUUCUCCAAGCUUAUCCCUUGGAGGAUUCACUCCCAACUCUGAGCCAGCCAGCAGUGAUGAACAUACAAACCUUUUCACAAGUGCAAUAGGCAGCUGCAGAGUUUCAAACCCUAACUCCAGUGGCCGGAAGAAAUUAACUGACAGCCCUGGACUCUUUUCUGCACAGGACACUUCACUAAAUCGGCUUCACAGAAAGGAGUCACUGCCUUCUAACGAAAGGGCAGUACAGACUUUGGCAGGCUCCCAGCCAACCUCUGAUAAACCCUCCCAGCGGCCAUCAGAGAGCACAAAUUGUAGCCCUACCCGGAAAAGGUCUUCAUCUGAGAGUACUUCUUCAACAGUAAACGGAGUUCCCUCUCGAAGUCCAAGAUUAGUUGCUUCUGGGGAUGACUCUGUGGAUAGUCUGCUGCAGCGGAUGGUACAAAAUGAGGACCAAGAGCCCAUGGAGAAAAGUAUUGAUGCUGUGAUUGCAACUGCCUCUGCACCACCUUCUUCCAGUCCAGGCCGUAGCCACAGCAAGGACCGAACCCUGGGAAAACCAGACAGCCUUUUAGUGCCUGCAGUCACAAGUGACUCUUGCAAUAAUAGCAUCUCACUCCUAUCUGAAAAGUUGACAAGCAGCUGUUCCCCCCAUCAUAUCAAGAGAAGUGUAGUGGAAGCUAUGCAACGCCAAGCUCGGAAAAUGUGCAAUUACGACAAAAUCUUGGCCACAAAGAAAAACCUAGACCAUGUCAAUAAAAUCUUAAAAGCCAAAAAACUUCAAAGGCAGGCCAGGACAGGGAAUAACUUUGUGAAACGUAGGCCAGGUCGACCUCGGAAAUGUCCCCUUCAGGCUGUCGUAUCAAUGCAAGCAUUCCAGGCUGCUCAGUUUGUCAACCCAGAAUUGAACAGAGACGAGGAAGGAGCAGCACUGCACCUCAGUCCUGACACAGUUACAGAUGUAAUUGAGGCUGUUGUUCAGAGUGUAAAUCUGAACCCAGAACAUAAAAAGGGGUUGAAGAGAAAAGGUUGGCUAUUGGAAGAACAGACCAGAAAAAAGCAGAAGCCAUUACCAGAGGAAGAAGAGCAAGAGAAUAAUAAAAGCUUUAAUGAAGCACCAGUUGAGAUUCCCAGUCCUUCUGAAACCCCAGCUAAACCUUCUGAACCUGAAAGUACCUUGCAGCCUGUGCUUUCUCUCAUCCCAAGGGAAAAGAAGCCCCCACGUCCCCCAAAGAAGAAGUAUCAGAAAGCAGGGCUGUAUUCUGACGUUUACAAAACUACAGACCCAAAGAGUCGAUUGAUCCAAUUAAAGAAAGAGAAGCUGGAGUAUACUCCAGGAGAGCAUGAAUAUGGAUUAUUUCCAGCGCCCAUUCAUGUUGGAAAGUAUCUAAGACAAAAGAGAAUUGACUUCCAGCUUCCUUAUGAUAUCCUUUGGCAGUGGAAACACAAUCAGCUAUACAAAAAGCCAGAUGUCCCACUAUAUAAGAAAAUUCGUUCAAAUGUCUACGUUGAUGUCAAACCCCUUUCUGGUUACGAAGCUACCACCUGUAACUGUAAGAAGCCAGAUGAUGACACCAGGAAGGGCUGUGUUGAUGACUGCCUCAAUAGAAUGAUCUUUGCUGAGUGUUCCCCCAACACUUGCCCAUGUGGCGAGCAAUGCUGUAACCAGAGGAUACAGAGGCAUGAAUGGGUGCAAUGUCUAGAACGAUUUCGAGCUGAGGAAAAAGGUUGGGGAAUCAGAACCAAAGAGCCCCUAAAAGCUGGGCAGUUCAUCAUUGAAUACCUAGGGGAGGUCGUCAGUGAACAGGAGUUCAGGAACAGGAUGAUUGAGCAGUAUCAUAAUCACAGUGACCACUACUGCCUGAACCUGGAUAGUGGGAUGGUGAUUGACAGUUACCGCAUGGGAAAUGAGGCCCGAUUCAUCAACCAUAGCUGUGACCCAAAUUGUGAAAUGCAGAAAUGGUCUGUUAAUGGAGUAUACCGGAUUGGACUCUAUGCUCUUAAAGACAUGCCAGCUGGGACUGAACUCACUUAUGAUUAUAACUUUCAUUCCUUCAAUGUGGAAAAACAGCAACUUUGUAAGUGUGGCUUUGAGAAAUGUCGAGGAAUCAUCGGAGGCAAGAGUCAGCGUGUGAAUGGACUCACCAGCAGCAAAAACAGCCAGCCCAUGGCCACACACAAAAAAUCUGGACGGUCAAAAGAGAAGAGAAAGUCUAAGCACAAGCUGAAGAAAAGGAGAGGCCAUCUCUCUGAGGAACCCAGUGAAAAUAUCAACACCCCAACUAGAUUGACCCCCCAAUUACAGAUGAAGCCAAUGUCCAAUCGUGAAAGGAACUUUGUGUUAAAGCAUCAUGUAUUCUUGGUCCGAAACUGGGAGAAGAUUCGUCAAAAACAGGAGGAAGUAAAGCACACCAGUGAUAAUAUUCACUCAGCAUCAUUAUAUACCCGUUGGAAUGGGAUCUGCCGAGAUGAUGGGAAUAUCAAGUCUGAUGUCUUCAUGACCCAGUUCUCUGCCCUGCAGACAGCUCGAUCUGUUCGAACAAGACGGUUGGCAGCUGCAGAGGAAAAUAUUGAAGUGGCUCGGGCAGCCCGCCUAGCCCAGAUCUUCAAAGAAAUUUGUGAUGGUAUCAUCUCUUAUAAAGAUUCUUCCCGGCAAGCACUGGCAGCUCCACUUUUGAACCUUCCCCCAAAGAAAAAGAAUGCUGAUUAUUAUGAGAAGAUCUCUGAUCCCCUAGAUCUUAUCACCAUAGAGAAGCAGAUCCUCACUGGUUACUAUAAGACAGUGGAAGCUUUUGAUGCUGACAUGCUCAAAGUCUUUCGGAAUGCUGAGAAGUACUAUGGGCGUAAAUCCCCAGUUGGGAGAGAUGUUUGUCGUCUACGAAAGGCCUAUUACAAUGCCCGGCAUGAGGCAUCAGCCCAGAUUGAUGAGAUUGUGGGAGAGACAGCAAGUGAGGCAGACAGCAGUGAGACCUCAGUCUCUGAAAAGGAGAAUGGGCAUGAGAAGGACGACGAUGUUAUUCGCUGUAUCUGUGGCCUCUACAAGGAUGAAGGUCUCAUGAUCCAGUGUGACAAGUGCAUGGUAUGGCAGCACUGUGAUUGUAUGGGAGUGAACUCAGAUGUGGAGCACUACCUUUGUGAGCAGUGUGACCCAAGGCCUGUGGACAGGGAGGUUCCCAUGAUCCCUCGGCCCCACUAUGCCCAACCUGGCUGUGUCUACUUCAUCUGUUUGCUCCGAGAUGACUUGCUGCUUCGUCAGGGUGACUGUGUGUAUCUGAUGAGGGAUAGUCGGCGCACCCCUGAUGGCCACCCGGUCCGUCAGUCCUAUCGACUGUUAUCUCACAUUAACCGAGAUAAACUUGACAUCUUUCGCAUUGAGAAGCUUUGGAAGAAUGAAAAAGAGGAACGGUUUGCCUUUGGUCACCAUUAUUUCCGUCCCCACGAAACACACCACUCUCCAUCCCGUCGGUUCUAUCAUAAUGAACUAUUUCGGGUGCCACUCUAUGAGAUCAUUCCCUUGGAGGCUGUAGUGGGGACCUGCUGUGUGUUGGACCUUUAUACGUAUUGUAAAGGGAGACCCAAAGGAGUAAAGGAGCAAGAUGUGUACAUCUGUGAUUAUCGGCUUGACAAGUCAGCACACCUGUUUUACAAGAUCCACCGGAACCGCUAUCCUGUCUGCACCAAACCCUAUGCUUUUGAUCACUUCCCCAAGAAGCUCACUCCCAAAAAAGAUUUCUCGCCUCAUUACGUCCCAGACAACUACAAGAGGAAUGGAGGACGAUCAUCCUGGAAGUCUGAGCGCUCAAAGCCACCCCUAAAAGACUUGGGCCAGGAGGAUGAUGCUCUACCCUUGAUUGAAGAGGUUCUAGCCAGUCAAGAGCAAGCAGCCAAUGAGAUACCCAGCCUGGAGGAGCCAGAACGGGAAGGGGCCACUGCUAACGUCAGUGAGGGUGAAAAAAAAACAGAGGAAAGUAGUCAAGAACCCCAGUCAACCUGUACCCCUGAGGAACGACGGCAUAACCAACGGGAACGACUCAACCAGAUCUUGCUCAAUCUCCUUGAAAAAAUCCCUGGAAAAAAUGCCAUUGAUGUGACCUACUUGCUGGAGGAAGGAUCAGGCAGGAAACUGCGAAGGCGUACUUUGUUUAUCCCAGAAAACAGCUUUCGAAAGUGACCCUCAAAGAAUGAGAACCUCAAGCAUCUGGGAUCCAGUGGAGCUAAUCAGUCCUGCCUCCUGCUCUCUGGGUAUAGACAGGGGUGGGAAGGGUCCAUCUGGGCAAGGGGAAUGGGGCCAUGUUGUUGACAUUAGGUACUUAAUAAGCCUUGGAGCUAGUGGAGAGGGAGAGGAAAGGGUUCUGUCCAAGACAGUUCAGGUUAAUUAAUUUUCUUCUCCAUUGCUUCACCUUAAGGGUUAAUAAUGUAGAGAGGAGGGAGGACCACAUUGAUGACCAGAACCUACUGGUACUUUAUAGCAUUUGCCCCACCCCACAGCUUAGGUUUUUCUGUCAUCCUCAGAUCCCACAGGCAUUGCGAAGAAGCUGCUUCCUAUACCCAGGUAUAACUCAAAAUCCAAAGGGAUAGGGCCAGGAUCCCUAUUCCUACCCCAUCUAUUCUCUGUUGGCUCCAAGAGCUACCCCAGAGACCUUAAACAGAAACAGUAGCUGAGGCUUCUUCCUAGAUACCUGACUAGGGAAGUUUGUCUCUCCUUUCUUGCCCAACCAGGUCAAAGUAAAAUGUGAGUUGACAGCUCAAAGCACUUGUAACUGCUGCCCCCUCCCUACCUCUACUCCCCAAAAUGGAAUCAUGGGAUAGGGAAGGCCCCCAUGGGGUCAGAAGGGCACGGUAGUUCUUGCAAUUAUUUUUGUUUUACCCUUCAUAACCUGUCAAACAUAUUUUUUUCUAAUGAGAAAGCCAGGCCCCCGCCAGCACACAUGCUGUUUUUAAUGCGCUGUAGUUCUUGUGUGUCUGCUGUGCUGUGCAAAUGGAGAUUCAGUUCAAAAUAAAAUCAUUUAAAAACCUACAUAAAAAGAACUCUAAACCCACCCCUGCAACAAAAGUCACUACAUAAACUGUUCAGCAGUAUUCACCUAUCAGAGUAUUUGUUGUGAGUAUAGAUUAUCAAUUGAAAACACUACUCUUGUUUUCUUAAUUGUACAGUUUUCAAUGUCCCUUUCUUAAAGAGACAGUAUAUUUCUCUUCACCCCUAGCCCAUCUUCCCUCACCCUCCUGAAUGACAUCAGGAGGUAUAUCCAGGGUGUCUCCUUCCUUCCUACUCUCUUGACCAGAAGUUAACAGACUAUACUGUCUCUUUAAAAAUAAAAUUUAAAAAGCUUUGUUGUCUUUUCAGACAUACAUAUGCAUAUAUGUUUUAGAUGUUCUUAUAAGAGAAAAGAUGGUUUUUAAAUGUGCCAAGUUGUGUGUGUGUGUGUAUAUAUAUGUGUGUAUGUGUGUGUAUAUAUAUAUGUGUGUGUGUAUAUAUAUACACACACACACACACACCUGCUGUGUGAUUGGUAAGCAAUACAAUAGUAAACAUGUCCCCAUUACUUUUUUCUAAUAUUGGACCAAUGCUGUCCUAAUUGUACAUUUCCCCUUAUGGUGACGAUGCUCUGACUCGUUUAGGUAGACACAUUGACCACCUUCCAUUCCAUUAAAUAUUUUUUCCUUUUUCCCCUUUCUGUGUCAUUCUUGAGGAAAAAACAAAAGAGAGAGGGGAUGCCAAUGAUCCCCUUGAGCAGAGAAAAAGCAAAAUAAAUAUUUUAUUAAAGAAAAAAGAGAAUUAAGAAAAUAGUUUGGAGUAUUUUCUUACUGUAGAGAAGCACUGUACAUUACUAAGAGACCUGGGUAUAAGAUACUCACAUGUGGAGCUGGAAAAAUCGCAUGUCCAAGCCCGUUUGAGUGGUUUCUUUUGUUUUUCAUUGCAGGGAGUGGGUGGGAGGGAGGUGGGACUAGGGGCACUUUGGGGGUCUCCUUUUAGUCAAAAGCGAGAAAAUGACAAGAAAGAGAUUAAAAUUCAAUGUUUCCUUUAUAGUGUUAAACACUAAAAUUUUAAAAAAGAUGAAAAAGAAAAAAAAACUUUGUAAAAUGCGAGAACAGAAGCAAAAGACACUACGCUCUGUCAUUUUAUCUUUCUUUUGUUGAAAGACUAAAAAAAAACUGAAAUGUUUUUUAGACAAUCAAAUGUUAGGUAAGUGCAAAAACUUGUUUUUUCUUACUGGUGUAGAAAUUAAUGCCUUUUUUUAUUUUUCAGUUAUUUUAUAAUAACGAAAUAAAAAGAACCCCCCAGCUGCCAGGCGGGUUUUGGUGUUUGAAAUGCGGGGCAAAGCACUACAUCACUGCAAAUAGAUACAGAGUUAGUCUGCAUGUCUGUAGGCUGUGUGAUUGCGGAAAAUAUAAAUGCUGCUAAUAUAUUUCCUUUUUACAAAAGCAUAUCUAAAUAGAUGAUUGUUUUGAUGUUAAUCUUUGUAAAUUAUGUAUUACCAAUUUUAACAUUGGAUGUAAUUGCAUACAAAGCUUGCAUCUCAAUCCUUGAAAGUCUAGUAUUAAAUGGAAAAAACUUUUCCUAA